Suncus etruscus (white-toothed pygmy shrew) is the source of this 1011-nucleotide messenger RNA. It is a transcript of the gene PSRC1, whose product is annotated as proline and serine rich coiled-coil 1. Gene Ontology annotation, biological process: mitotic metaphase chromosome alignment. The coding region runs from base 1 to 1011 and encodes 336 amino acids. The transcript has 7 exons. The record is from RefSeq and is a predicted model, not a curated record. Gene Ontology annotation, cellular component: spindle microtubule; spindle pole; microtubule cytoskeleton. NCBI's taxonomy places the organism in Eukaryota, Metazoa, Chordata, Mammalia, Eulipotyphla, Soricidae. Gene Ontology annotation, molecular function: microtubule binding.
AUGGAGGAGUUGGAGGAAGAUGUCAAGUUUAUUGUUGAUGAAACCUUGGAUUUUGGAGGGUCGUCGCCAUCAGACAGCCGGGAGGAGGAAGACAUAGCCACGAUGGUGACCCCAGAGAAGCCCUUUCGCCGUGGCCUGUCCCAUCGCAGUGAUGUGAACGCAGUGGCCCCCACACCCCAGGCUCUUCGACUCAGCUUGGGCCCCCUCAGCCCAGAGAAGCUGGAGGAAAUCCUGAGUGAGGCCAACCGGCUGGCAGCUCAGCUGGAGCAGUGUUCCCUCCAGGAGCCCCAAGGUGCAGGCUCAGUACCCCGAAAGGUGAAGCCCAGCCCACGGCGGGAGACCUUUGUGCUGAAGGACAGUCCUGUCAGGGACCUGCUGCCCACAGUGAGCUCCUCCUCAUCCUCGCGGAGCUCCCCCCACUCCAGCAAUCUGACGCCCCGACUUGGGAGCAGUGAUCGGAAGGGGUCCGCCAGAGCUCUCCGUACAUCUGGGAAGAAGCCGCUGAGCACCAAGCGAGAGUCGCCCACUUGCAAUCUGUUCCCUGCAUCCAAAAGCCCAGCAUCUUCUCCUCUUGCUCGAUCAACGCCUACUCCUCCCAGCCGGGGCCGAGCUGGGCCCAGUGGGCGAGCAGUAGCAAGCUCACUCAAGCCCAUGCAACCCGUUCUGGCCCCUCGGUCUUCCACCAGCAACUCUCAGCAUCUGUCUCGGCCACUGGGCACAGCUAAAACUUCCAGUAGGCUGCCUGUCCCUUCAGCCAUCCCCAGGCCAGCCAAUCGGAUGCCACUGGUCAGUCGGGGUGUCCCACCGAUCAGAGGGGCCCCAACCCCAGAGUCUCUGCCUGCUCGGAGAGGACUUCCCAGAUCCAGUGGCCUGGGGCACAGAGGUGAGGUGGAUUGGACAGGUGGCUAUCAGGUUCCUGUUUCCCAGCGACCAAAUCUUCCAAUUCCUGGUUCCACUCGUAGCAACCUUCAGCCUCUUCGGAAAGGUGCAAUGCCAGCACCUGCCAGGUAA